Messenger RNA from Podarcis raffonei (Aeolian wall lizard), 6680 nucleotides. RefSeq names its product glutaminase (gene GLS). NCBI's taxonomy places the organism in Eukaryota, Metazoa, Chordata, Lepidosauria, Squamata, Lacertidae. The coding region runs from base 94 to 1815 and encodes 573 amino acids. The transcript is spliced from 15 exons. Gene Ontology annotation, biological process: L-glutamine catabolic process. The record is from RefSeq and is a predicted model, not a curated record. Gene Ontology annotation, molecular function: protein binding; glutaminase activity.
CCCCGCCGGGGCGUGUGAGAGAAGCGGGGACGUCGGGUCGGCGGCUGGCUGAGGCACUUUCCUUCCCGCUCGGCAGCUGAAGGGAGAGAGAGGAUGAUGCGGCUCCGGAGCCCCGCGCUGCUGAGGGACCUGCUGAGGCUCAGCCACAGCGGAGCGGCGGCCGUUGGCGGGCCUGGCUGCUGCCGCCGCCCGUUGCUGAGGCGGCUCCAUCCCGCCGCCGCCGCCGGUUGCCGCCUGCCUAGCGGCGGCGCCCGCUCCUUAUGCACCCGCUCGGAGGGGAUUCUGGACGAGCCGGGAAAGGGCCCUCCGCCGCCUCAGCAACAGCAGCAGCAGGCGGCGCCCUCGGCGGAGAAGCCCGGCGCCAACAACAGCCACGGCGCCGAAGCCGGCGGCAUGGGCGACAAUAAGAUAAAGCAAGGUCUUUUGCCUAGUUUGGAGGAUUUGCUGUUCUAUACUAUUGCAGAAGGGCAAGAAAAAAUACCAGUUCACAAAUUCAUCACGGCCCUGAAAUCAACAGGUUUACGUACAUCUGACCCAAGACUGAAAGAAUGCAUGGAUAUGCUAAGAUUGACUCUUCAAACAACAUCAGAUGGUGUCAUGCUUGAUAAAGAUCUUUUUAAAAAGUGUGUCCAAAGCAAUAUUGUCUUGCUUACUCAGGCUUUCAGGCGAAAGUUUGUCAUUCCAGAUUUUGUGUCAUUUACUUCUCACAUUGAUGAGCUGUAUGAAAAUGCUAAAACACAAUCUGGAGGAACGGUUGCUGACUAUAUUCCACAACUCGCUAAAUUCAGUCCUGACUUGUGGGCAGUUUCUGUUUGUACAGUUGAUGGACAGAGGCAUUCUGUUGGAGAUACCAAAGUUCCAUUUUGUCUUCAGUCCUGUGUGAAGCCUUUGAAGUAUGCUAUUGCUGUUAAUGACCUUGGCACGGACUAUGUACACAGAUAUGUUGGUAAAGAGCCUAGUGGACUAAGAUUCAACAAAUUGUUCCUCAAUGAAGAUGACAAACCUCACAAUCCUAUGGUGAAUGCUGGAGCAAUUGUGAUCACUUCCUUGAUCAAGCAAGGAGCAAAUAAUGCUGAGAAAUUUGACUAUGUGAUGCAGUUCAUGAAUAAGAUGGCUGGAAAUGAAUACGUUGGGUUCAGUAAUGCCACGUUCCAGUCUGAAAGAGAGAGUGGAGAUCGAAACUUUGCAAUAGGUUACUAUCUGAAAGAGAAAAAGUGUUUUCCAGAAGGCACAGAUAUGGUUGGCAUAUUGGACUUCUACUUCCAGCUGUGUUCCAUAGAAGUGACUUGCGAAUCGGCCAGUGUAAUGGCAGCAACAUUGGCUAAUGGAGGGUUUUGCCCAAUCACUGGUGAGAGGGUACUGAGCCCAGAAGCCGUUCGGAACACACUAAGUUUAAUGCACUCCUGUGGCAUGUAUGACUUCUCAGGACAGUUUGCCUUCCACGUUGGUCUUCCUGCAAAAUCAGGGGUUGCUGGUGGCAUUCUGCUGGUUGUUCCCAAUGUUAUGGGCAUGAUGUGCUGGUCCCCUCCUCUGGACAAGAUGGGCAACAGCGUGAAGGGGAUACACUUUUGUCACGAACUGGUAUCUUUGUGCAAUUUCCAUAAUUACGAUAAUUUGAGGCACUUUGCGAAGAAGCUUGAUCCUCGCAGGGAAGGUGGUGAUCAGCGGCAUUCCUAUGGACCGCUGGACUAUGAGAGCCUUCAGCACGAACUUGCAUUAAAAGAGACUGUGUGGAAAAAAGUGUCACCAGAGGCAAACGAGGACAUCUCCACCACUGUAGUGUAUAGAAUGGAAGGUCGAGGAGAGCAAAACUAAAGAAAUGGGCUCUAGUUUCAGAGAGAGUUGGUUUUCGUCUUUAAACAUGCUCCCGUUUUUCUAGAUCGCACAGUUCCAGAGAAGCUAGUUUUGUUUUCAGUGUUUUGUAAAUAACUGCUCUGAGAUACCAAAGAUUAGUAUCUGGUUUUAUGCAGAUUCCUUUUAAUCGCUUUUUCAGAAAGCAAGCGGAAAUAAAGCACGAAAAUGUGUGUGGCCUAUACUUGCAAUUGUAUCAUGCUUAAGGAAUGAAUUCAAAAGGGAAUUUCGUGGGGUAUUAAAAAAAAAAAUACAGAAAAUUUGCAGUGCAGCAAAACACAAAGGUAUAUUGGCUACAAAAGAAAAUUGGAACAAUAGAUUUAGAAAAUAAUAAUACCCGAAUCAUAUAUUUUUUAUAAGUGGAUAAAUUUUACUGUUGUCACAAUUUGCUUAGAUUUUAACAGACUGUUAAACAAUCCUCUGUUAGAUUUCUCUCUCUCUCUGUCUUUUAGUAUCUUAAUCCUAAACAUUUGGAAGCAGGUUCAUUUGCUUUCAGUUCAAGCAAAUAUAUGCAAAGUCAUUCAUUCAACUUGUGCAACAUUGGAGAACUGAAAAUGAAUGGAGGUGAUAGGAUUCUUUGUAUUAGUCGUUAUGUAACAAUAUGUAGAAACCUAGUUUAAACAAUUCUUAAAUAUAUUGAAUAUUGAAAUAUACCAAAGUAUAGAAUAGUAUUGAUAAGUUAAUCUUCUAAUAGCAGCAUAUUAGGAAACCAUGCUUGCGUUGUGCCUUUGACUUCUGAAAAAUGAUAGAACCAAUGGUUGAGAGACACACACUCCAUAUAUAUUAUAACAUAUAUAUUACUCUAGAUUCUGCCAGAAAUAAAUAACAAUAGGUGCAAUAAGAAAGAAACCAUUUCACAUUUGAGAGCCCUUUAACACACGGAGGCAUUGCUUUUCUGUCGUUCGCUGAAAGUGGUAUUAAAUGCUUUUCAGAACCUCCAGUUUUAACAUAGCAAGGGGAAGGAACUUUGUGGUAGUCUGCACAUUUUUACAUGCAGAACCGGCCAGGUUCAAAUCCUGGCACCUCCAGGUAGAUCUGGAGCUUUUGUAUGAAACUCCUAGAGAGUUGUUGCCAGUCACUGUAAAGUUUGGCUGUAGUGAGGUGGACGAGCUGGUGGUCUGACUUCAUACAAGUCAACUUCCUAUGUAAUUAGCAACCCUGUUUCCCCUUGACCAAUAUCUUCUUAGAAUGUCUGCUCACAGGAAAUUUACACUCAACAAAUGCCCUCUCUAAUGUUAAUUAAAAGCUUCCUGUUCCGAAGCUCAACCUGCUUCAUUGCUUCUGUGAUCCUUGUGGCUGAAAGAGCGGUGAGGAAUCACCCUUUAUUCAGUUAGCUUCUGUUCCUGGCGUGUGUCAAUUUAAGUCUGUGCUGCUUCACUAUAAUGAAAUAAAAGAGGGGAUAAAAAGUAAUAAUGGAAAGCAACACUUCUUUCCUCCCUCACUCCCUUUUGUGGGGGACAGAAGUGCAGUCAGUGACAUUGCUGCGCUUUCUGUGAAAAGAGAGGGGGUCAGGGAUCAGCACUUUGUGAGUGCACCAGUUCCAGUGCAGGGUUGGUUCUGGCAAUGUACCUGAAAACACUAACCUCACCACCACCUCUCCCUCCCAGUAAAUACAACAGUGGUCCUGAGAGGAGAUUAGGUAUCCAGCACUACCUCUCCCUUAGAAAAAAAGGGGUGGGGGAUUAAAUAAAGGGCAGUUUAUCCCCACCUGCUGACUUGGGGAAGCAAUAAAAUGGUCUGAACCUGCAAACAGGAAGCUUUCACGUGAAAGGUACAGUUCCCCUAAGAAGUCCUAAUAGUGAAUUGCUCAUACACAACUGACAGGAUGUUGCUGCAAUUGCAUUUUACAGCAAAACCCCCACAACAAAUCAGGUCUGGGAAAAGCACAGAAGGAUAACACAAAACACUAGAUUGCAAUGAUUUAACAACAGCGUUGUGCCGAUUCCUUGCAAAAAUUGAAUGAACAAGAGACGUCCACCCCAGAGGAAAGGGUUAGUGUGGAAGCAACCUACAUCUUUGAUCUAGAACCAGCCAUGAAGAAAGUAGACCAUGAUCCACUUGUGUACCACUUAGCACCUUUGGGCUGCUGGGAUUCCUGAAAAGAAAGCUGGAUUAAGUGGAUGCGAGUCUGAUUUUGUACGGUACUUCUCAAUGUAAUCACUGGCUAACUUUUUAAUGCACAUUGAUUAUUCCUAAACUGCUAGGAAAUCUGGAGUAUGAAGUCUGUCUUUGUGAGUUUAAAACAUGUUGGUGAAUCACACAAGAGUGAAAUAAUGCCAUCCCUGUCCUAGUUAAGGGACAUUCAAACCUUUGAGUGGGAAUGGAGGGCAAGGGAGCGAGGCGGCAUCUGUAAUUAAGGGAUGGGUGUUUUGUGUAUCUGCCAUCCUCCCAAAUGAAUUAGGAGGCCCCUGCAUUUUUCUGAACAUGAAAUCUUCUCUAAAAGAGGAGAGAGUUGCAAUCUGAAGACCCACAACCAGUUGAUCCCAAGAAAGGAAAAUAUCCAAACAACCCCUCAGACAAACAUGGGUGUCUUCAUUUUAUGGGAGAUGUGGGCGGUGACUGAUGAACCUGAGCAGCAAUAAAGAGGACCAUGCACUAAGCCAGGGUUGUGCUCUUAAAGCUUUAAAAAGAAGAGCACAGGAGAUGAAAUAAACCAAAACCAAAAAGCAUGCAAAAAUUCUAUGGGGUCUGGAAUGAUAAAUCAGCACAACUGUUGGGAGAGUGGAAUGUGGCACUCAGAGUCUCCUGUAUUGUUGUAAUUGGGAUGACCUGAAUAAUUGUAUUCGGAUUGGAAGGUGUUACGGUGCAAGCUUGUCACAUUCCUAUUGGUAGGGUGGCCUAUUGAAGACAAUCUGGUAUCUUCAGCUGGUGCAAAAUUCAGCCACUAGAAUGCUUGUAGGGGCUAGGCGGUCCAUUAUAUCAAUUUUACAUUGGUCAUCCAUUUGUUUUGAGGCUUAGUUUAAAUGUUAUUUGAAGGACCUCCUAUAUCUUAUAUGAAUCUCCCUGGGUCCUAAGAUUGAUCUCAGAGGUCCUGCUUCCUGGCCUACCACUAAGGCUGAUCGAGGUCAGUGAGUAUCAGGAACAAGGCCUUGUCAGUAGCGGCCCCCGUAUUCAAAGAAUUCCCUUUCCUGAGAAUUCUGCUUGGCCCCUUCCCUUGAGGUCUUUAAGCAAACUCUGAUGGUGUUUUUUAUACUGCUGGGCUUCUUAAUUGCCCCCUAUAUUGCUGGCUGCCUAUAAUUUUAUUUUCUGCUGUUUUGUUAUGGGUUUUUGUUUUUUUUGCAUUCAACUGUUUUAUGUUUACACAUCUGUUAUAAGCUGCCUUGUGAUGGCUUGCCCUAAAACGGAGAGUGGCAAUUAAUAAUAAUAACAGUUCUGUCCUCUUUAAAUUUCUGUGGCGCUGGAUGCUUCCUGAGGCAAGAGGAUGAAGCAUGGACUUGUGUUAGCCUGUGUAAUCCUCCAUUCCUGUGCAUAUUUUUCUCCCCUUGUUUCCUUGGGGAUAUUGGCCUCACACUUUCAGAAAGUUGAGCCUACACAAGGUUUAGGCCGGAGGAUGGCUCAUGGGAGACCAUUAAAACAUUAAUUUAUGUGAUGGAAAGUGAUGCUCAGGGAAUGGGUUUCAUCUUCUCUGAAGUACACUUGGUGAUAGAGGUAACACUUCCCUGACCCAUCAGCGCUGUUACGACUUGUCUGGGCUGUUGGUUUCAGUUAAUGACAAAAUAUUUGCUGGUCUUUGGCGUCCUUUUGGUGUCCUUCGCAUGCCCCUAUAAUUGGUUCAAUGCGUUUAAUUUGAAAGUAAUUUAAACUCUUUCCUUUACUAACUUAUGGUUGUACUCCACAAAGUUGUCCUGUCUGUGCAAUAAUUUCUGCUUGUGCAAUGAAAGUUCCCCUCCCUCUCCUCUCUGCAAUACUCCGGAGUUUGGAGGGGUGGGGGGAAAUGACAUAGGAAGAGAGAAGGGAUUUGUGCAAAAGAGAUGACUUUUUUGGAUGCAAUCCAUAAUGCCUGGACCAAUAUGAAUGAGCAACCUCAACUGUCCAAAACCUUUCAUACAGGCCUCACUGCUAUGUGCAUGAGCUGAAACAAGCUCAAGCCUCAGGUUUGUGUGUUCUCCUCUACAGCAUUUCACUUCACUUUCUAUUAAUCCUGGCUUGUCAUAAAGUAUGAAAUGGGGACCUUGAUUUAAAGCUGCUUUGCUUUGACCAGCGUUCAUUCUUUGAAAUUUAUUUCUGAUUUGUGUGUCACGACAAGCCCAGCAUUCACAGAAAGUGAAACAAAACCAGCCAUGUGAGUAUCUCUGCAAAAGAAAAUGUAAUAUGAAUGAACAUUCUGGCGAAUGUAGGUUUUGCAUUCAACACCAUCUGAAGCACCUCGUGUAUGAAAAUGCUCUAUAUGACCUUAAGAAAAAGGAUGUGAACUCAGCUUAUUAGUGGGUCUGGUUAAACAGAGCAGUGGCUCCAUUCCAGCGGGGAAUUUGUCAGAUGAGCAAGACCAUGAAUAUGUUAUUAAAAGCUGAUAGAAUAUUAGCAUGCUUUUGUCUAAAUAUUCUUAAUAAAGCUUAAUGUACAUUUGUGUUCACGGCAAUAACAGUUCUUGAUAUUCAAGCAUUUUACUUGUCGUAUUUCUUUUCCCGUUUCCUUUUUUGUUGGCAUCAUUAAUGCUCCUUUGGAAAUGUAAAUGCAUUUAGAUUUUGCUUUGGCAUGUGCUGUAUGCUUUUGCUUCAGUUGAAGUGAUAUGUCAUGUGUCCCAUUUUUUUCAUUUGCAUUGUAUGCUAUUUAUGUAUCUCCCGCACAUACACUUUUGUAUCAUAAUAAAUUUUAUUUUGAGCUGCUCA